AUGCGACUUGUCGCACUUGUCAUCGGCAUGAAGUGGUUUCUCCUCCUAUCGGCAUGUGUCCUUCCCGUUCCGGCGGCCGAGGGACCAGACAUUGAGUGGUACAAGUGGGGGUUGCCGAAGGAGAGAGACAUGGAAGACAUGAAAGGAGACAUGGAAGGCAUGGUAGUUGGAGACAUGGAAGGAGACAUGGAAGGAGACAUGGAAGCAAGAGACAUGGAAGCAAUAGGCGUGGAAGCAAUAGACAUGGAAGAUGCCAGCGCUAUAAGCAUAGCAAGCCGAGAGGCAAGCAUCAGCACGGAAGCGACAGAAACGACCACCGCCUCCACCGGCCCAAAAGAGCGCGGAGCUGAACCAGAACAGGAGUCAGAACAGCCUGAGCCAGAAGCUGAAUCAGAAGCUGAACCUGAACCAGAAUCUAACCGGCCCGAAUCCUUCCUCGCCGAACAUGUAUCCGCUGAACCGUCUUUCGCCGCCGAAUCUGGUUCUUUCUCCUCGGCCGCCUUCACGCCCGCGCACCUCCGGUCGCUCCGCGCGCGCGCCGGCGCGCUUUUCGCCCACGGCUGGCGCGCGUACCGCACCGUUUUCCCCGCCGACGAGGUGCGCCCGCUCUCGUGCCGCGCGCUCGGCCCCGACCGCACCGACGCCUUCAACUUGCGCAACGACGCCAUGGGCAACGUGGCGCUGACGGCGCUCGACAACCUCGACACGCUCAUUCUCAUGCGCCAGUGGCACGAGUUGGCGUUCGUGUUGCGCCACCUUGAAAAGCACCAGCACCACUACUUUGCCCAGAACGCCACGGUGCAGGUGUUUGAAGCGGCCAUCCGCUGGCUCGGCGGGCUUCUUCUGGCGCACCUUCUCUUGCUGGAAAUCCCGCAAGUCCAGGCGGUUUUCCCCGCCUACGACGGCUUUUUGUUGCACAUGGCCCACGACCUCGGGCGCCGCCUCUUGCCCGCCUACAACACGCCGUCGGGCAUCCCGCUCGCGCGCAUCAACCUUGCCGGCCACGCGGUGCCGCCGGCGCUCAACGCCGAAACGUGCACGGCCGGCGCCGCCACGCCCGUGCUCGAAAUGACGUUGCUUCUGCGGCUCACGGGCGACGGGCGCUUCGAGCGGCAUGCGGCGCGCGCCUUCUGGGCGCUCUGGCGCGCGCGCCUGCGCGCCGGCCUUGUUCCGCUGGCGGUCGACCCGCACCGCGGCGCGUGGUUGAAUGCGGCCACGGGCGUGGGCGCGCUGGUGGACUCGUUCUACGAGCACGCGUUGAAGGGCGCCAUUGUGUUUGGCGACGCGCGCCUCAUGGACGUGUUUGUGCGCUCGUACGAGGCGCUUUCGGCGCAUCUGGCGCAGUCUGUGUCGGGCGCCGCCGCGUACUUUGCGCUCGCCGACACGGGGCUGGGCGCGGUGGCGGCGCCGUGGAUCGACCUGUUGGGCGCGUUCUGGCCCGGCUUGCAGGUGUUGGCCGGGCGGCUCUCGGACGCGGUGGCGUCGCAUGUGGUGUACAUGAAGAUCUGGAACACGUUCGACGUGCUUCCCGAGCGGUGGAUCUUUGCCGCGCCGCCCACAGGCCGUCUGGGCCAGCCGGGCCAGCAGGGCCGCCUGGUCGAGCCCGUCCGUCUGGUCCAGCUGGCGGUGCCGCUCGAGUGGUACCCGUUGCGGCCCGAGCUCAUCGAGUCGACGUACUACUUGUACCGGGCCACGCGCGACGCCAUGUAUCUCGAGAUGGGCGUGCGGUUUUUGGAGGCGUUCGAGACGCGGUUCAAGGACCGCUGCGGCUUUGCAGGCGUCCAGGACGUGCGGACGGGCGAGCGCCAGGACCGCAUGGAGACGUUUGUGUUGGGCGAGCUGCUCAAGUACCUCGCGCUUCUUUUCGACGAGGCCACUUUUCUCCACACGGGCAUGCCGGGCAACUGGGUGUUUUCGACCGAGGCGCACCCGCUCUGGUACACGCCGGGUCUCGGGCGGCGGCACGCGGCGCGGUUUAAGAGAAAGAGGGCAAGGCGGGAGAUUAAGAAGACAAAGCGGCAAGAGGGGAAGAGUGGGAAGAUGAACGACAUCGAGAAGAUGAAGAUGGAUGACGUUGACACUGAAUACACUGAUGACAUUGAAUACAUUGAUGACAUCGAAUACACUGAUGACAUCGAAUACAUUGGCAGUGACGACAACAGCGUCUUCUCCAGCUUGUGGGCGCGGCUCCGCCUGAAAGACGCAGACGGCAUUGAGCCCGCCGCGCCGCGCCUUCCCUUCGGCCCCGGCAUCCCGCCCGUGGCGUCGUUGCUCGACUCGUGCGAGGUGCGCCCGCAACAGUUCCGCCCGCACCGCGGCCCGCUCGCCUCCUCCGCCUACACACGGUGGCCGCAUCUUUUCCUCGCCGACGCGCGCUUCCGCCCCACGCUUGUGCGGCCCGACUACUUGGGCCCGCAGCGCUCGUUCGAGUUGGGCGCGUCGUUUCUCGCCACCCAUGCGCUAGGCCUGCCGCUCCAAUGUGCGCGCGAGCCCACGUCGCUGGAGCUCGAUGUCAUUUUGGACACGCUCCGCCGCCCGGAAGACUACGCCAUGUAUGUGGUGCGGCGGCCGCGGCCCGACCACGCGUUUGCCAAGGGCGACUAUGUGAUGCCGCAGCUCAGCGGGCGCCUUUUGCUCGAGUGCGUUUCGGCCGGCUCCGUGGACUGGGCCAACCGCCGCGUGUCGCGCGCCUUUGUCCGCGCGCGCCGCCCUGAAAUGUGGGCCAGCGCUUCGGCCGAGGUGUGCCGUGUUGCCAAGCUCAACGGCGUGGCGGUGGCUCGCAAUGCGACCGUGUGGAUGGAGCGCCGCCAUGCAGAAACCCAGUCGGGCGUCUUCACCGUCGCAUGCAACGGGCGCAUUUUCAUCGAGGGCAAGUAUCUUGAUAACGUCCGUGUGUACUGA
This is a messenger RNA of Clavispora lusitaniae ATCC 42720, 2901 nucleotides long. Its product is annotated as alpha-1,2-mannosidase MNL1. Gene Ontology annotation, biological process: carbohydrate metabolic process; endoplasmic reticulum mannose trimming; mannose trimming involved in glycoprotein ERAD pathway. Gene Ontology annotation, molecular function: calcium ion binding; mannosyl-oligosaccharide 1,2-alpha-mannosidase activity. Lineage: Eukaryota; Fungi; Ascomycota; Pichiomycetes; Serinales; Metschnikowiaceae. The record is from RefSeq and is a predicted model, not a curated record. Gene Ontology annotation, cellular component: membrane; endoplasmic reticulum.